Messenger RNA from Hippopotamus amphibius kiboko, 2886 nucleotides. RefSeq names its product tripartite motif containing 65 (gene TRIM65). Gene Ontology annotation, molecular function: protein binding; zinc ion binding. The transcript is spliced from 6 exons. Lineage: Eukaryota; Metazoa; Chordata; Mammalia; Artiodactyla; Hippopotamidae. The coding region runs from base 43 to 1602 and encodes 519 amino acids. Gene Ontology annotation, biological process: positive regulation of autophagy. The record is from RefSeq and is a predicted model, not a curated record.
UCCGACCUUCCGCCCGCGCGCCCGGGGCCGCCCGCCGCCGCCAUGGCCGCGCAGCGGCUGGAGACCAAGCUGACCUGCGCCAUCUGCCUGGAGCUCUACCAGGACCCGGUGACGCUGCUCUGCGGCCACAACUUCUGCGGGGCCUGCAUCCGGGACUGGUGGGGUCGCCGCGAGAAGGAGUGCCCCGAGUGCCGGGAGCCCUUCCCCGACGGCGCCGAGCUGCGCCGCAACGUGGCUCUGAGCGGCGUGCUGGAGGAGCUGCGCGCCCGGCCCGCUCCCGGCCCCGGCCCCGGCCCCGGCCCCGGCCCCGGCCCCGGCGCGCGCUGUCCCCGGCACGGGCGGCCGCUCGAGCUCUUCUGCCGCACCGAGGGCCUCUGCGUAUGCAGCGUGUGCACCGUGCGCGAGUGUCGCCUCCACGAGCGGGCGCUGCUGGACGCCGAGCGCCGGGAGCGCGAGGCCCAGCUGAGAGCCACACUGGAGGUCACCCAGCAGCAGGCCACCCAGGCUGAGAGCCAGCGACAGGAGCUGCAGCAACGAAGCAGCCAGAUCCAGAGAUCAGCCUGCACCCUGACCUCCGUGAUCUCUGGCAAGUUCAGCCGCCUGCUGCAGGCCCUGGAGAUGCGGCGGGCUUUGGCUCUGAGGGACAUCGAGGUGGCCAAGACACAGGCUCUGGAACAGGCCCAGGACGAGGAACAGCGACUGCGGGGCCACCUGGAAGCCUUGUCUCACCAUGACCGCAUGAUUCGCAACCUGCUGGAGCAAGUGGAUGACUGGACCUUCCUCCAGGAAUCACAGCUCCUGGCGCCACCAGGCCCUCUUGGGCCACUGACUCUCCCGCAGUGGGACGAAGAUCAGCAGCUGGCUGGCCUGCAGGAGUCACUGAGCCAGCUGUGUGCCCUCCUCCUGGAAGAGGGGGGCCCCCCCAGAACACCAGUCCAGGCUGCUGACUUGGGCUCCACGGAGGCACCAGGGGCCCUGGCACCAGUCCCAACCCUCGUUUGUCCACUGAGGAGGAAACUCUGGCAGAAUUAUCGCAACCUGACCUUCGACCCCGUCAGCGCCAACCGCCACCUCUACCUGUCUCGGCAGGACCAGCGGGUAGAGCACUGUCGCCAGCCCCAGGGCCCACACAGGCCAGGCAGCUUCGAGCUCUGGCAGGUGCAGUGUGCCCAGAGCUUCCAGGCCGGGCGGCACUACUGGGAGGUGCGUGCGUCCAACCACUCGGUGACGCUGGGUGUCACCUACUCGGAACUGACGAGGCGCAAGCUGGGACGCCACACAGACAACAUCGGCCGUGGGCCCGGCUCCUGGGGGCUCUGCAUUCAGGAGGACAGCACCCAGGCCUGGCACAACGGGGAGGCCCAGCGCCUCCCAGCAGUAUCAGGGCGGCUCCUGGGCGUGGAUUUGGACCUGGCCUCCGGCUGCCUCACCUUCUACAGCCUGGAUCCCAAGACGCAACCCCUGUAUACCUUCCAUGCCAUCUUCACCCGGCCCCUCUACCCCAUUUUCUGGCUCCUCGAGGGUAGGACCCUGACCCUGUGCCAUCUGCCCAAGGCCACGCUCCCUCCAGAGCUCCAGGAAGAGGCCUCAGGACUCAGCUGAGGAAAGCACGGGAUGGAGCGCAGGGCCAGGACCAGUUGCCACCAGGCCUGUGGGCCCGAGAACUGCCCCAGCCCCUGGCCUGGGGACCUGUGGCCACAGCUCUAGCGGGACCAGUUGUUGGCCGGAAGACAACUCAGGACCAGGCUGGGCCACUUGGGGACAGAGGUGGGGGAUAGCCUCCAAACUGGAGUUCACCUUUCCAGCCUCUCUGAAGGGGACGGGCUAAAGGGAUAAAAUGGGAGCCCAGUUCUAGGUGCUGCCUGGACCUCAGAGGGGAGUGAGGUGCCCAGGGCUCCUGGUCCUGCAGGAGAGCAUGUGGUUCAGGACACACCGCAGAUUGGGGCAGACAAAAUCAUACAUGCAUCAACCCCAGUUUACCUCCUCCCGAGACAGUGUAGACCUAGGAACAGAUGAUUGCUGGAGAAAAUCUUGAGAAAGUUGAUUUUACCUUCUCCCUCUUCAUGUUUAUCUCUUUUCAUUUUUCUCAACAUUUUGGUGUAUUUUAGUCUUCUCUUUUACAUCCUUGUGAUCAUAUCCCAUAAACAGUUGUGUUUUCUACGUUUUAUUUAACGUAAGCAUUUUUUACGUUGUUCAGAAUUUCUCUCUGAAUGACAAUAUGAACAGUCAUUCUAACGACAAAGAUAAAUUCUAAUCAGAGUUUGUUUACCCAUUAUUGGACAUUCAAAAUGUUUCAUUUGGGGCUUUAAAAAUAUGGCGGUGAUGACUUUCUGAGCAGGAAAGAUUUGGCCGUAUUUAUGGCUACGUACGUAGGCUACAUUCCCUGAAGAGGAACUGCUUGACACAGAAACAAUGAGUACUGGAAGAUUUUUCAUUUUUAUACAAAGGACAAAAGUGAAGGAAUCUUGAGGCAGGCCAGCCAGUGCCCCUGCUCCCAUCCCACCAGCCCAGUUGUCAAGGCAGAGUCUCAGCCACCGUCUUCCCCACGUCAUCCCUACCCGGGGUGUGGGGGUUAAGGGCAGUGAUUUGUGCAGGUGCCAGCACAGUGCGAACUCCUUUUAUUUUAGUUUUUGCUAUUCAGAACAUGUUUCCAUGACGAUGCUUGUACAUCUUUUUGCUUGUGUUUCUGGAAGUGAGGGUGCUGGGUCACAGGGGAGCAGUAAUUUUGUACUUGCAAUGCUCCACUUCUUAAUCUGGGUGGUGGUUCCAAGUGUGUUUGCUUUAUAACUUUUCACACUGCACGUACAUAUUUUAUAUACUCAUGUGUAUUUGACAAUAAAAGUUUUUUUAAAGGAUAAGACAUACUCCAAAAAUUAUAAAAAUAUU